UGAUGGUGGAUGCUGGUCAGGGCAUCCUCUCAUACUGGACUCACUUAACGAAGAUACCUGAAGGUUGCAUACUGUGUAUUGCAGAAAAACUUUAUUCAAUCAAGCCCUCAUCUAUACCCGAGGAACGAACAAUGUCAGUAUUCACGAGGAUGAAUACAGCGGCCAGGAACCGUCAACAUGUCCGGACACUGGUGGACAUGACUCAGAUUCGACAAUGGCAUAUGUAUGAUCCAAAGAAAAUGGUCGAAAGACGGCACCCAAACAUUUCAUUUGGCAAUCUCGACUCCAUCAUUUCAACAGGGCCCAAAGAACCAGCUGCUCAUCAAAGCCACGAGCCCACUGGCAGCUAUCUAUCUGUGGGCACAGAUGAGGAGGAAGAAAUUCUCGAAGACGAAAAGGACACAUGGCUCGAUGAGAAGCUAGCAGCCGAACCAGCGCAGGAUUCAGCCUUCGACAUCGAAGUAGAUGCAAACCUUCAUGCACCAAUUGUCACCAAAGCAUUGUCUGAUGAAUGCAAGGAAAGUCCUAUCAACGGCCUGGGUGGUGAUGCUACUGAGGAUGAUGCUGACCUAGAGGACAAGGACACUGAGUGGGGCGGAAAAUUUUGGUAG
This is a messenger RNA of Suillus subalutaceus, 611 nucleotides long. RefSeq lists its product as uncharacterized. The record is from RefSeq and is a predicted model, not a curated record. NCBI's taxonomy places the organism in Eukaryota, Fungi, Basidiomycota, Agaricomycetes, Boletales, Suillaceae. The transcript is spliced from 3 exons. The annotation marks the transcript as partial.